This is a messenger RNA of Andrographis paniculata, 1497 nucleotides long. RefSeq lists its product as uncharacterized. The record is from RefSeq and is a predicted model, not a curated record. The coding region runs from base 616 to 1236 and encodes 206 amino acids. The transcript is spliced from 2 exons. Lineage: Eukaryota; Viridiplantae; Streptophyta; Magnoliopsida; Lamiales; Acanthaceae.
CUGCAAUCUCAUGAGAUCAGUUUUUUUAUCCUUUGCCCUUUUCUUUUUUUCUUACGAACGACGCUUGCCUAUUGUAGAUCCGAACGCUCUUCAUAUAUCGCUUCUCUUUUCCCCAUUCUCCCGACCCUCUUGUGCGAUUUUUCUGCUUGCUUUUCGAGGAGGAUAGAAGGAAUGUGGCCAGUGUAACAGAUGAAAAAAUUGCUUGAUUUUAAAUAGUUGUUUCUCUAUGUAGUGAUUGUAAUUGGGCACUAGAGGCUGUGGGAAAUUGGGAGCAAUGAUGAACUUUAGAUCAAUUAGAAGCUACCAGGUUUCGCUUCUCCUCUCUCCCGUUAUUUCUUUCUGGGAAUGCAGUGUGCGCAAAAUGAGGUAUUCAUUCAGACCUGAGUGGGUGUAGGCGCAAAUUCUAUAUAUCUAGUGUUUUUCUUAUUACCAAAUUUUUCAUUUUGUUCAGUGUUAAAUAACAAGCUUCCAAAGGAAAGGAAUAUAUAGUUUUUAUUACAUAAUGUAUACAUCUUAGGAAAGUUUUCUAGCGAAACUGAAAAGGAAUUUCGGGAAAAAAGAACUUGAGUAGAUAGGAGUGUGCAGUAUUAGUGUCGAGCACGUGCAAGGGUUACUAUGGAUGGUGGUGGUGGUAAAGCAAUGGGUUCUGGAGUUAAGAAACCCAAGAAGAAGCAAGUGAAGGAUGAGCUCGAUCGGAUCAAGCAGGCCGAGAAGAAGAAGAGACGGCUGGAGAAGGCUCUGGCCACUUCUGCUGCUAUAAUUUCUGAACUGGAGAAAAAGAAGCAGAAGAAGAAAGAAGAACAGGAGAGGCUUGACGAAGAAGGAGCUGCCAUAGCUGAAUCAGUUGCGCUGCAUGUCCUGCGUGGUGAAGACUCAGACGAUUCAACUAAAUUAGUGCUGAAGAAGAAUGAAGGGCCGACCACAUGGGAUUAUGCCGGCGAAGUUGUGAGAGGACGAACGGCUCUGCUCCCUCGUCAAGAUCCGCCAAAGUAUUCGCUCCCAAACGCUGGAUGGGUUACUGAAGCUCAUAAGUAUGAAUUUAUGCGCAACCAGUGUGGAAAUUCUGGAAUGACAGCCCCCCCUGAUCGUAUGUACUCUCAGUAUUUCGGCGUUAGGGGUUGGAGCCCGUUGGGGUUGUCUGCAGAUCAUCUUGCCGCACAGGCUGUUUCGUCUCUGAGAAUUGCUGAUGAUGCUCGGGUGGAUGCUUUUGCGUUCAACCGUGUGCUGAAAGGGUAGCCGGCCGGUAAUGUAUCUCGACCUUCCUACCUACCUGCCACGAAGUGUUUUGAGUGACGCCUUUGCUAGGUUGUUGUGUAUAUAAUGUAUGGUAUGGUACGGUAUCGUAUCGAAUGUUUAACUACUGAGCGAGCUCCUACCCUUUCCUGUUUUUGGCUACUACCAGGCUUGUGUUGUUUUGUGUGUUCUAUGCUCUGCUGUUAUCUUUUGUCGAACCUUGACUUACAUUUUGGUGGUGUUGAUUUUUAGUGUUUGUUUGUU